GCGAUAACAAACGGCGCGGCGGGGCGGAGCGCCUGGGCCUUGCGGACGGUAGCCGCCGGCCAGUCCCCCGGGUGUCCGCGGCAACUGCGCCAUGGCUCCGUGGUCCGCUGCUCAGUUCCUGGAGGAAGCGACUGUAGAUGUCCUCCGCCUCCUGUCGCAGUGCCAUUGCGUGCCCAUGUGUGCGUUCGGGCUGAGUUUCCUCUUCCUGAUGUUCUGCAAGACGAGGAAGCACCCCGGGACCACCCUCCCGGAGGUGGACGUCGCGUCGGCGCCUUCCGUCCGGGACGCGGAGGGAGAGGAGAAGCUGUGCCGCGCCUCCUCGACCCACGCCAGCAUCCUCGUCGAGAGAGUGUCGAGGAGGCGAGGCAGCGCCCCCGACGGGCCGCGUGGCGACGAGCGCCUCGUGCACACGACGUCCCAGAGCUUCGACCUGGCGCGCGGCGUGGGCGAGAUCCUCGUCAGGAUCAGCCCCGGUCGGAGGGGCGACCAGUCGCCGGGCGCCGGAGACCCCGGCGAGGUGACCGAGAUAAGCAUCGUCGUGGGGAGCGGGGCGCCCCCGGAGGCCUGGCCGCAGGAGCGCCCGGGCCUCGACGCGGCGGCGACCCUGGGCGCCCCUCGCGAGAGCAGCUUCUCGGACUCCUGCAGCGGCGUCAGCUUCGUCACGACGCGCGGCGACCUCGAAGACUCGGGCACAUGCAGCUGCGAGAGUUCCGGUCGCAGAGGACACGAGGAGCCGGUGGGCAGCGGCAUCAGCGAGCAGUUCCUGGACAUCCCGCUGCGCGGUCGGUGCAGCCUGUCGCCCGAGGGACAUCUCACCGACCCCUCGGUCCUCCUGGGGCUCGCCAGGAUCGAGCUGGGGCUCGCGCAGAGCGCCGGCCGCGACCUGCGCCGCGACCUGCUCCGGCUGGAGGAGCGGCUUGAGGCCCAGGACUCUGAGCUGCUGGAUAGCGAGAUGGAGAAGCUGGCACUGAGGGAGCAGCUGAGCGAUGCCGAGUACGAGCUGUCCUCCAGCCGGGCUGAGGCGGAAAAACUACGAUGGGAGCUGGCCUCCAGCCGGGCUGAGUCGGAAGAGCUACGGCGGGAGCUGGUCUCCAGCCGGACUGAGGCGGAAAAACUACGACGGGAGCUGGCCUCCAGCCGGGCUGAGGCGGACAAACUACGACAGGAGCUGGCCUCCAGCCGGGAUGAGUCGGAAGAACUAUGGCAGGAUCUGGCCUCCAGCCGGGCUGAGGCGGAUGAGCUACGGCGGGAAGUGGCCUCCAACCAGGCUGAGUCGGAUGAGCUACGGCGGGAAGUGGCCUCCAACCAGGCUGAGUCGGAUGAGCUACGGCUGGAGCUGGCCUCCAGCCGGACUGAGGCGGACGAGCUGCGACGGGAGCUGGCCUCCAACCGGGAGGCGCUGGAGUAAUGCCAGUCGUCGCUACCAGCCACGUCGACCGACCUGGAGAUGCGGGACGAGUACCGAGUCCUAUAAAACAUUCAAGGACCAUUUCAUCCUUUUGACCCUCGAUCGGUGCUGAUAAAUCUCAUAUUGACAUCAUUUUUAAAAAGCUUCACAUAUAUUCAAGAGUUUUAAAUGCUUAAACAUAUAAUUAUGUUUGCUACUUUUUUUAUAUUACUUUACAUAUUUCUAUGUUUUUAUACUAAAAAAAAUUUACACAACAUAUAACAACAUUUUUGUUUAAAAUAAAACAAAUCCUAAAAAUUUAGAUCAUUAUUUAAAAGGGAGUUGAGUUGAAUUUUUUUUAUAUAUUGUGUCUCAGGUUGCAAACCCGUUUUUUUUUUUUUUUAAAGGUUAACAAUUAUUACCAGAAGUAACUUUUGACAAUGUAGUUACAAAUUUGUCUCUUACAGAAACUAACCCAUCAUUUAUGUAUUAGCCCAAUGAGGUGGCUGAUGAUAAACACAUAAAACAAGAAAGCUUGGAAUUAAAUUAUAUAUGCAAUAGCAUGUCAAUAUAUAAAAUAAAUUAUGUAUAUUAUAUAUAGUUAUUGAAUAAUAGAAUAAUAAAUAGCUGUAAAUUAAAAGGUAUCAAAAUAUAAAUAAAUCCGUAAGGAAUACAUUUCCCUUAAUUUUCCAUUCUUGAAAAUAUUCCCUAUUGGAAACUGCAGAAUAAAGAACAAUAAAAUAGUUUAUAUAAUAACAUCUGCUGCAGAAGAGUGCAUUAAAAUUAUAAUGAAUAAUAUAGUUGUUUUUAAGUUGGGUGUGACUGGCUGGACACAAAGCAUUGCCAUUCAUUGUUCACACAUGUAUCUUGGUGAUAGUGCGCUUUCUUAUAUUCCAAUGUAAUAAAAUGCAAAGAAAAAAAGUUUUAAAUAA
Messenger RNA from Bacillus rossius redtenbacheri, 2319 nucleotides. RefSeq names its product rootletin-like. Bases 92 to 1408 code for a protein of 438 amino acids. The transcript has 4 exons. Lineage: Eukaryota; Metazoa; Arthropoda; Insecta; Phasmatodea; Bacillidae. The record is from RefSeq and is a predicted model, not a curated record.